CAAGGCCCCCACCCGCUCUCCCCAACCCUCCUCUUGUCUUCCUUCCCGCUAGCAUUUCAUUUCCCCGCUUUCUCCUGUCGCCCCGCCCCUAACCCCCCGCUCCCUGCACCUCGCUUGCUCCCGCUGCCAUCCGAAUCUAUCCACCCCAGGUUCCUCAUCUGUCUACCCAACUGUCAGCCUCUUCUUGUUCACGCUUCGCUUCUAGAGUUCCUUAGUUUACUGCUUCUGGUGAGAGGUGCACACGAGGUGAACGCCUCUGGAAUUUAAGCGAUCAACCGUGGUAGCUAGAUUCUUGUGCACAUGGCUGGGAGAGGUUCGGUAGGUUUUGAGACAGGCGUCAAGGUAAAGUAUGAGGAUGAUCGGCGGCAGGGCUGAAGGUUGAAGGUAGGGGUGCGGAGGAAAAAAAAUAAAAAUAAAGGGGAGGAGAAAGAAGGAGGGGGAAAACAAAAUUUGAAAAUCAUACAGAAGGGAAGGAAGAGAGAGGAGAAGGAGAGAAAGACAACCAGCAAGGAAUUGGGUCAGAGGAGCUGGGCAUCAGUGGGGACUGUGAUGGUGGCGGGAUGAGGAGGAGGAGGAGGAGAUCAUGGGCCUUGUGACGGAGGUCGUGGUAGUGACGGUUCUCGGGGGGUGGAGUGGAGGUCAUGCCAAGAUGAUGCAGAAUUAUCAGCAACACAGGGUAGUUGGGUACGAGCCGCCUCUCGAAUAGCCAGCAAUAAUAUCGUCAAAGAAAGAGAAUUGAAUGCCGAGCUACUGGCUGCAGCGAUGACGGCGAUGGGAGGACAGGGAGUAGGAGGUGUAGUAGGGCAGGUGGAUUCGACGGCACUAGCUAUGGCAGGGAUGGGGCAGGAAUAUGGUGGUGGCGAGGGACAAUCUAGUGGGGCCGUAAGUGGGAUGGGUAGUAUGUCGAUGGCGGGGGGCUUAGGAGAGCAGCAGCAGCAGCAGCAGCAGCAGCAGGCGCCAGCUGUGGCGGCUAAAAAGCCACCACCGAAACGAACAUCGACGAAAGACAGACACACCAAAGUGGACGGGCGCGGGCGUCGCAUUCGCAUGCCCGCGACGUGCGCAGCGCGAAUUUUCCAGCUGACUCGUGAGCUUGGUCACAAAUCCGAUGGUGAGACGAUCGAGUGGUUGUUGCAGAAAUCCGAGCAGUCGAUUAUUGCUGCGACAGGAACUGGAACCAUUCCAGCCACUAUAUCCUCGAUUCAGGGAUCGAUACGGAGCUCUGCGAGUAUGGCAGUGGCAGCGGCCGGAAGAGCUGGAAUGCAUGGUAGUCUAGGCUUGGCUGGGCCGGGUGGUGGGACAACGGCGGAAGAGAUGCAGAGUCGAAUGCAGCAUGAACAGGCACAGCGUGGUAGGAACGAAUGGGGAGCUAGUACAGAUGAGCGCGUGUUGGAAGCAACGCGGGCCUUCGAAGCCAGUCGGCGGAUGAGUCUUGGGCAUGGGGAUCCAGGUAUGAGCCAUGAAGUUAUGGCAGGGUUCCAGCACCAGGACCUGGUGGGGGGCCCGUCGGAGGCUGGGGAAGGGAUGGAAUCUCCCGACAGCAGGAUGCGGAAGAGACCAAGACCCUUGCAGAGCCGGAUGAAAGAGGAUCCGGAUCAGCCGGCCAGGCCCGUGCGAACAACUGCUCGACCAUCCAUGCAACAGCAGGGAGGACAAGGGCAGCACCAAGGAGGAGGGUCGUCGAGCAUUAUGCCAGCAGCAAUGUGGGCUGUGGCUCCGGUAGGGGCAGGCGUUUCCAGCAGCGGUGCCAUGCCGGGGACCAUUUGGAUGUUGCCUGUGAGCACAUCGCAGGGGGGGGCGUCGGCAGGAGUGAUGUCAGGGCAAUCGGAGCAGCAAAUCUGGACGUUUCCGACGGCCUCGGGACAGUACCGAAUGACGGCAGCGGCGGGGACGUCGAUUCAGUUGGGUCCGGGAGGCAAUGGCGGGAGUGGCCAAGGUAAUACACCCACUUCCGGCAGCAGUGGACAGGCGAUGGUGCCAUUGAUGGCGUCAGUGAUGCCGCGGAUCAAUCUUCAGGGAGGUAUGGGACUAGAGCUUCAGGGCAGUCAUAUGGGUCAUCAUGUGCCGCUUGGGUCUAUGUUGUUGCAGCAAGGGGGUCAGCAGAUGCCGGGCACUGGGUUAGGCCUUGGUGGUGGUGGUGAGGGGCACUUAGGGCUGCUGGCCGCAAUGAAUGCUUAUAGCCGCAACUUGACCCCUGAUCAUCAGUCUAUGGGUGGCUCAGGGCACCAACAGGGCGACAGCGGCGACGAUCCCACCAGCUCGCAAUAGCUGACCCUUUCAUACGAUAAUGACGUUGUAUUACUUGACUCGUGUGUGAAGACGCUGCCGAGUUUGGCAUUCAGGCUGCAAGUUUUGCUGCGCGCAAGCAUUCUCUCUUGCGAUUUAUUGACCAUGAUUGAUUAUGAGGACCACGUUGGCAGCCAGCCUCAGGCAGCCAUCAGGAGUGAUGUUGACGACUUUCUCUCGUCCCUUAGAUUGAGAAUUUGUACCAAAUAGACCGUUAGUGCCAGACAUGGGUUACUUCUCAUCGAACGAACAAGAAAAUUGAUGAAAGAGAGCUGGUGUGGGGUAAGCACGGUGAUGCUGUAUAAUGUUACAUCUGGCAAUGGAGCGACACUCGAAGUACCGCGUGUUGAAGUCCUGCUUGUGUUGUGCAAUCUAAGGGAAUGAAAAAUAAUAAGGUUGAUGAGGUGCUAUGUCAACUCGUGCUGUUGGUACGGCAUGGAUGAUCUCGCUCUAGCCUGCUCCGACUUGGCCAGGGUUCCGCGUCCGCCCCUCCUCACACCCCAGGACCCCGUGUUUUUAUUAACCAUAAUUCAUCGAAUCCAAAGGUUCCAAAAGGUAGCCAAACCACUACAGUUGAAACAGGUUGUUCUCUUAGUGUCAAGUAGGGGCCAUUCUUUAUCUACGUCACGGCAGCCGUUGACGCUGUCGGGGCUUAAUAAUAUUCUCUCCCCUCGGGGUCAGGGAUUUGUGCACUUGUCCCGUCCAGUGUGUGAGCCUUUUCUCCUGCUUGGCCCGCUGUGUAUUGUGUAGUCUUUUCUUAUAAAACCGUGCGCACCGUUCAGGGACGUUCGCUUGGGUUUUCAAUUUGCUUUGCUUGAAGGCCCCUUUUCCUGUUAUUAUGUCCUGUUAUGGUUCGGGUCCUCUUGCUCAGGACCUCAUCAGUAUAAUUUUGUAGAUGUCUGGUGUACACUCGUAGGCUGUGAAAGACCUUGAAUGUGUUCCGGCAGUUGCUGGGCAAAAAUUAUAAAUGAAAGGGUUUAUGCUUGACGUGCU
Physcomitrium patens is the source of this 3279-nucleotide messenger RNA. RefSeq names its product transcription factor TCP22. Gene Ontology annotation, cellular component: nucleus. Lineage: Eukaryota; Viridiplantae; Streptophyta; Bryopsida; Funariales; Funariaceae. Gene Ontology annotation, molecular function: DNA-binding transcription factor activity; sequence-specific DNA binding. The record is from RefSeq and is a predicted model, not a curated record.